Messenger RNA from Podarcis muralis (Common wall lizard), 4831 nucleotides. The record is from RefSeq and is a predicted model, not a curated record. NCBI's taxonomy places the organism in Eukaryota, Metazoa, Chordata, Lepidosauria, Squamata, Lacertidae.
UGGGGGGGAUGGGGACAGAGGAGGACUCGAAGGAGCUGAUAUGUCCGCCAUCUUGAAGAGUCGGUGAUGGUGGCGAGCAGUACUUUUCCCGCCUGAGCGGGGGGGUCCGCCAGGAGGGGGGGAAGAAAUCGGCUUCAUCUUAACCUAAUUCAGCCUGCUAAUCUGCUAAUACUGUAGAUUUAAAGAUUUUGCUGCUGCCUGGAUACCCUGUAAUGGGCAAGGAGCCACAAAGAAUACAUUUUUUUUUUCUUUUUAAAUUUUUCUGUUAACAGCCCAGGCAGUGACUGAUUCCAGACACUCUUGUCUGUCUUAAGAUGGGUGCUAUAUUUCUGCAUGCAGGUCCCUGCCUAGCACAAAUUUGAAAGCUGGCAAUGUAAUUCAACCAUACACUACCAAAAGGCGUGGUCGAGGCAAGGAGGGCUGUUUUUGAAGGAAAGAAGGUGGCAGUUAGCUAUCAGUUCAGAAGGUUCGCUGAAGAGCUGAGUGAGAAGACUCCAAAAUAGUAAAGCAAUAUCAAGCCACUGGGGAAUUUAGACCAUGAGGUCACCAGUAUGUCAUUUCAGUGAGUUGGAGCACAAAGCCACCAGUAUGUAGAUGACAACCAUCUUCUGGCCUCUCUCCAAAUCGUCUGAAUCAGGGUCCUGGCCUCCUGUUGAAAAGUGAUGGAAUAAUCUGGUCAGCAUCUGCCAUAUUGAGAAACCAGCCCCUAAUACGGCUUGCCUGGGAGAAAGUUUGUGAAAUAACGCAGUAACAUGUUUGCAGUAACCAGCAUGUUUUGGAAAUUUGAUCUUCACUCAUCAUCCCACAUAGACACACUUCUAGAGAGAGAAGAUGUAACACUGAAGGAGCUGAUGGAUGAAGAUGAUGUUUUACAAGAGUGCAAAGCUCAAAACCGCAAACUUAUAGAGUUUCUUUUGAAAUCGGAAUGUCUGGAAGAUCUGGUAUCAUUCAUUAUAGAAGAGCCACCUCAAGACAUGGAUGAAAAAAUCAGAUACAAAUAUCCAAACAUAUCUUGUGAGCUGCUUACUUCAGAUGUUUCACAGAUCAAUGAUAGACUGGGAGAAGAGGAAUCAUUAUUAACAAAACUGUAUAGUUUUCUUCUAAAUGAGCCACCCCUAAAUCCGUUAUUGGCCAGUUUCUUCAGCAAGGUGCUAAGUAUUCUUAUUAGCAGAAAACCAGAACAGAUCGUGGAUUUCUUAAAGAAAAAGCAUGAUUUUGUAGACCUCAUUAUAAAGCACAUAGGAACCUCUGCUAUUAUGGACUUGUUGCUCAGGCUGCUAACAUGCAUAGAACCUCCACAGCCCAGGCAAGAAGUGUUAAAUUGGUUGAAUGAAGAAAAAAUAAUUCAGCGGCUUGUGGAAAUUGUGCAUCCUUCUCAAGAUGAAGAUAGACACUCAAACGCAUCCCAGUCACUCUGUGAAAUUAUCCGCUUGAGUAGAGACCAGAUGCUACAAGUACAAAACAGUUCAGAACCAGAUCCACUGCUUGCAACACUAGAAAAAAAAGAAAUCAUAGAACAGCUGCUAUCAAAUAUAUUCCAUAAAGAGAAAAACGAAUCAGCUAUAGUCAGUGCAAUUCAGAUAUUGCUGACCUUACUGGAAACGAGACGGCCAACAUUUGAAGGUCACAUAGAGAUUUGCCCACCAGGUAUGAGCCACUCAACAUAUUUGGUCAACAAGAGUGUAUUAGAAGCCAUAAAAGCACGACUUCCAUCCUUCCAUGAACUGCUCUUGGAGCCCCCCAAAAAAAGUGUUAUGAAGACAACAUGGGGUGUAUUGGAUCCACCUGUAGGGAACACCAGGUUAAAUGUGAUCAGAUUAAUAUCCAGCCUUCUACAGACAAAUACAAACAGUGUAAACCUGGAACUUAUAGAGCUCAAUAGCAUAGGAGUUAUACUGGACAUGUUUUUUAAGUACACAUGGAAUAACUUUUUACAUACUCAAGUAGAAAUUUGUAUUGCAUUGAUUCUCGCAAGUCCAUUUGAAAGCACAGAAAAUGGUACAAUUUCAGAUCAGGAUUCCACUGGAGACAACCUUUUGCUGAAACAUCUUUUCCUUAAGUGCCAUUUAAUAGAACGAAUACUUGAAGCAUGGGAAAUGAAUGAGAAGAAACAGGCUGAAGGAGGAAGACGAUAUGGCUACAUGGGUCACUUAACAAGAAUAGCUAACUGUAUUGUGCACAGUACGGAUAAAGGGCCAAAUUGUACAUUAGUGCAGCAGCUUAUUAAAGAGCUUCCAGAUGAAAUCAGGGAGCGAUGGGAGACUUUCUGCACAAGUUCUUUAGGAGAAACAAACAAAAGAAACACAGUGGAUCUAGUUACUACUUGUCAUAUACAUUCAUCCAGUGACGAUGAAAUUGAUUUUAAAGAAACUGGUUUCUCGCAGGAUUCCUCUUUACAGCAAGCCUUUUCUGAUUAUCAGAUGCAACAAAUGACGUCCAAUUUUAUUGACCAGUUUGGCUUCAACGAUGAGAAGUUUGCUGACCAAGAUGAUAUCGGCAAUGUUUCUUUUGAUCGCGUAUCAGACAUCAAUUUUACCCUCAAUACAAAUGAAAGUGGCAAUAUUGCUUUGUUUGAGGCGUGCUGUAAGGAGAGAAUACAGCAGUUUGAUGAUGGUGGUUCCGAUGAAGAAGAUAUCUGGGAAGAGAAGCAUAUUGCUUUUGCACCAGAAUCUCAGAGAAGAUCCAGCUCAGGCAGUACAGACAGUGAGGAGAGUACAGAUUCUGAAGAAGAGGAUGGAACAAAGCAGGACUUGUUUGAGUCAAGCACCAAUACAGAAGACAAGAUGGAAGUAGAUUUGAAUGAGGCACCUAACUGGUCAGCUAACUUUGAUGUUCCUAUGGAAACAACACAUGGUACGAAUCUGGAUUCUGUUGGGUCUGAUGUUUGGAGCACAGAAGAGCCAAUGCCAGCAAAAGAAACUGGCUGGGCCUCCUUUUCAGAGUUCACAUCUUCACUAAGUCCAAAAGAUUCCUUAAGAAGUAAUUCACCCGUAGAGAUGGAAACCAGCACAGAGCCCAUGGAUCCUCUGAGUGCAAAUGUAGCACUUGCAACGCAACCAGAAGCUGCAGGAAGCAUUGCAAUGGAGGCUGGUUCUGAUGGAGAAGAUGAUGUAGAAAAUGCAGACAAGGUGACUGAAACAGUAAUGAAUGGCAGUAUGAAGGAGACCCUUAGCCUUACUGUAGAUGCUAAAACUGAAACUGCUGUCUUCAAAAGAGUGUUGAAAUCCUAUCGUGAGGAAGGAAAAUUGUCUACCUCGCAAGAUGCUUCUUGUAAAUACGUGGUGGAGGAGAACACAGAAGCUGCAGAAGAAAAUCCUGUCACUCCACAGCCUGCUAGCAGCAGUCUAGAACAGAGGACUGAUCAACAAGCUCUUCUAGCAGAAGCAUCCGUUAAUGGCCCUGUAUGAUAUGUGAUAUUGACUGCUGUUGGCUGAAGAACAUGAACUGAUAUGCAAGGAUUUAUGUCUCUUGAGGAUUUCAUCUAGAGUAAUUUUGGAGCCAGUCAAUGCUGCACUAAUUUCGCAAGGGAUCAGGACCAGCAACAUUUAUAUUCUAGAUUUUAAGACAUUGUACAGAAAUUCAUAAGUGUAAAAAUUGCACAUUGAGAAAUACCAAGAAAUUUUUGCGUAUGUUUAUAAUUGUAUUGUUCUAAAUGAUGGGUGGCCUGUGAAAUAAGAUCUUGCCACCCUAGUAACAAAAGUAGUGAUACUAUAGUUAAAAUGGCUGUAAGAAUAGUUUUAUAAAAAAGUGAAUACACAAAUCUAAUGUAUUUGAGGCAUAACUAUUUGACAAUUAGUGACCAAAGUAUUUAGCAGUUUUCAUAAUAUUUCACCCUAAAAAUAUCUGAAGUCCAUGUUUCUUUCAGUUUGGCAAAGAAUUGUUCAUCUGCAAUGCCCUUUAAAUGUUUUGGUUUUAGAUUUUGAAAAAUGAUUUUAAAAGAAUUUUGGUGUUCAACAUUUUACAGCAGAUUUUCAAUUGGUAAUUGUUUUCUGUAUUGUUUAAACCAGAUCAAAAUGUAAGUCUAUGGGUAGAGAUUUUAAGUAUUUAUUGCUACAAUUUAGUUGACAAAUUGAUGUUACUGUAAAGCCAUACGUUCUGUUAAGUCUUUGUUUGCUUGAAACAAUACCUUACAGGUGAAACACUAGAAUAUUUUUGAAGUGCACAUGGCUUGUUGUGUAUUUUAAGUGAUUCACCUUUUUUAACCCAUUCACCAAGAUGUACUUUAAUUCAGAGCAUUAUAAAAUUAAACAUUUUUGGAACAAUCUUCAUAUUUAAAACACUGUAAUCCUUUUGACAAAUCAACUAAAUAUAAUGAAAUGCCCAUGCUGCUCAUGUAAUUACAGUUCAUGUGUUUUAAAGGUAUAUCUUUUAAAUAUCAAAAUUGGGCACUUGAGCAUGUUAAUUGUUAUACUUUCACUGUUUUGAUCUGUGUGAAGUUUUUCAUUUGUAAGUUUUAAACCAGUUUUUUUUUCAUAACUGGCUUGUGUAUAUAUAUAUAGUGAUUAUGGAAACUAAUUGUAAUUUAUAAUUUUCUAUGUCAUAAAAUUCCAACCGCCUUCUCAAACAAGCAAUAUAAUGUAUAUUGCCACAUUGUCUGGUGAAAGGGUUAAAGUACUUCACCUCUUGCACUUUUAGAUGCAAAUCCAUUUUUAUUUCUUUUCAUAGAAAGUUAGUCAUUUAUUUUUACAUCAUUUGUUUUCCUGACCAGUAUUUAAAAGCCAAAAGGAUACUCUAAACAAUGGCCAAUGACUUAUUUUAGAAAGUGUCCCAAGCUAUGUGCCUAAUACUACAUUGCAUACAGAAAUAAAGACAAAUGUAUACUGGUACUUCA